CGCUAAAGAAAUGAAGCACCAAUAACUAAAUUAAUGUAAACAAAGAAAGAAACGGUAAUGUAAUACGCUGCGAUGCUUGCGCUGCAAAAAUUCAUUGGCUUAUCAUUGGAACAGACAUGUUUCGGUUUCUAUAGAACCAACAAUUAUUGCAAAUUAUGAGGUAAUGACAGUUUGAAUAUAAAACUGCGGUCUAGUCAUUUGGAAGCGCUCAGUCGUUGACAGUCAGUUGAUAGUUACGUGUUUCAUUAUUGACUUGUAAAAUAAAUUGAAUUUUAUUCAACGUAUUCGUUCCAGUUCUAAACAUGUGUGGCUAUUACUUUGCUAAAUAUCUCCAAAUUAUUUUGGGUUCGUUAUGUGUUUACAUCAACUACCGCUGCUUCCUCCAACUUCAGUCCAUUUCAUCGGGAUGGGAGCUAAUGUUCCACAUAAUCACGGCUGCAUUUUUGAUCAGUACCACCAUUUUAUUGUUGACAAUGAGACGUGUCAACUCCGGAAAAAGUGAUGAACGCAUUCACGAUUCAUUUGCUGCGAUUUGCCUCUUUGUCGCUUCCAUUUGCCUGCUGAUUACAAUCAAUGGUGAUAAAGAAAACGUAUUGAACAAAGACAUUGGCGAACAAAGUUAUUUCGAACAAAAGCUGCAAAAAUUUGGCAAAUAUUUCAACAAAGUAGCCGGACCCAGUCCAGUGGACACAUUUACCAAUAAAUACAAAAGAAAUUCCGUUUAUGAUGCGUACACAUUGGCUGGCUUGACUGGUUUAGUGAAUGCGUUACUCUAUUUGUGUUCAAGUUCGUUGAAGCCGAAAUCAAACAAUCAAGAUCAAGUGGUCAUAAUGACGGACUUAUCGCCAAAACAAGCUUUCAUAUAAACAGUGAAUUCAUGGUGUAGUACUUUUGUGUCGCAGCAGCAGAAUCCAUUCGAAAUGUAUCGCAUCUCGGAAACAACAACCAAAAUCGUAAUAGUAGCAGAUACAUAACGAACAGUUAUAAGGAUUUAAGUCACUUAAAAUGAUUUUUUUCAGUAAACAUCAUAUUAUUCAAAAAAAAAAAUAGUCGAAAAAUGCAUGAGUCUUUGCAUUUAUUUAAGUUUAACUCAAUCAAGUUAAAGUUUAUUUAAGUUAAACUCAAGCCCAUAGGCCUCAAAUUAUUAGCAUUGCGAUACGUUGCGAAAUAUGAACAAAUAAAGCAUAUCAAAUUGAGAAGCCAAAACGAUAAAGUAUCGCAAAAUGUAAUUCUUAUCCAGAACCGUUUUCAUUUUUACAUCUUAAAAGCGAAUUGUCGGAUAUUCAAGAAAUUAAUCGUAUUAUACGUAGGAAUAUUUUAUUUACGGGCACACCAUUGUGAACUGUAUUCAAGCGUUUUGCAUAUGCAUAAAUGCCAUAUUCAUAAUCAAGCCUUUUAUCUAUAAAUCAUUGAAUUUUCGAAAACGUCAUUGCGAAAAAAGCGAUAAAAACCAGAUUAUUCGUAGAAUUUUUAUUUCCUUUCAACACAUUUAAUAUGGUUCAUUAAAAUUCGAUGAGUGUAUUUAAAUAGUUACAAAGUAAAUAUGAAGCUCAUUUAUUGUUUUGUCUUCAAAGUGCUCGGUUAAAUUGAAAAUAAGAAAUAAACCAGUUUGAAACAAA
Sitodiplosis mosellana (orange wheat blossom midge) is the source of this 1619-nucleotide messenger RNA. RefSeq lists its product as uncharacterized. Bases 303 to 866 code for a protein of 187 amino acids. The record is from RefSeq and is a predicted model, not a curated record. Lineage: Eukaryota; Metazoa; Arthropoda; Insecta; Diptera; Cecidomyiidae. The transcript has 4 exons.